This is a messenger RNA of Microplitis demolitor, 2817 nucleotides long. RefSeq names its product sodium- and chloride-dependent GABA transporter 1. Gene Ontology annotation, biological process: sodium ion transmembrane transport. Lineage: Eukaryota; Metazoa; Arthropoda; Insecta; Hymenoptera; Braconidae. Gene Ontology annotation, cellular component: membrane. Bases 467 to 2311 code for a protein of 614 amino acids. The record is from RefSeq and is a predicted model, not a curated record. The transcript is spliced from 9 exons.
UGCCUAUAGCAGCCUUCAGAACCCAGUACCCGCUGGAUCUGUCAGUCGUGCACUCGCCGCCACCGCGACACGACUCGCGCGUCCGACUCAUCCUCGUGUGCAAACGUGCUGACUUAUUUUAGUGCGCGAAUACUAAUUGUUUAUUUAUAAAAAUCAGCUCUUAUUAAUUACAUACAUUUUUUUUUUUAAUUCACGUGAUUUAAAUCAGCAUUUGUGCGUCAAGGAUAAAUACCCAAGGGUCUAGUGUUAUGCCUUGAGGAUACUUAAUCACUUGGAGUAAAUUUUUAGAUUAUAGUCGCUGGUAUUGACAAAAUUUUUUUAAAGGAAAUAAAAAAUAAAAUAUUAUAAAAGUAGAAUCAUAAAAUAGCCUUACGGGCUUGGGGUAUCGAGUAUCGAUAUUUUUCGCGAUAAAGAUUCAAAGAUUGACAGUAAGAUAAAGUAAAGAAAAUAGUUAAAAAAAUAAACAAUGGCUGAAAGCUCGAGGGAUCCAGAGCUUGCUGAGGCGGAAAACAUCGACGAGGUUCGAGCAGCACUGAAUCUCAUGUGUGCAUCCACGGCGCCGAAAAAAAAGGCGCUUCCGGAACGAGGCGCAUGGAGCAGCAAACUUGACUUUAUUUUAAGUGUCGUCGGGCUGGCCAUUGGACUGGGAAACGUAUGGCGAUUUCCUUACCUCUGUUACAAGAACGGUGGCGGCGCAUUUUUGAUACCCUACUUUUUGACAUUAUUUCUCGCUGGAAUACCCAUGUUUUUUAUGGAGCUUGCGCUGGGACAGAUGCUGACUAUCGGUGGUCUUGGAGUUUUUAAAAUUGCCCCCAUUUUCAAGGGUAUUGGUUAUGCUGCUGCAGUGAUGUCCUGUUGGAUGAAUAUCUACUAUAUUGUAAUUCUCGCCUGGGCUAUUUUCUAUUUCUUCAUUUCUAUGAGAAGUGUCUUACCAUGGGCGACAUGUAACAAUCCAUGGAACACCAAAAAUUGCAUCAAUCCAUACAACCGUAGCUCACUUUACUGCUGGGACCAAGUCACCAAAAACAGUGUCGUCAAAAUGUGUUCGGUAAAUCACCUGAAUGUUACUGCCACAGAGCUGAGUGACCCAGUGAAAGAAUUUUGGGAACGACGAGCACUACAAAUAUCACCGGGUAUUGAGCACGUGGGCUCAAUACGUUGGGAGUUAGCCGGGACAUUAUUGGUCGUAUGGAUCCUCUGUUACUUUUGUAUUUGGAAAGGAGUUAAAUGGACCGGAAAAGUUGUGUAUUUUACAGCAUUAUUUCCUUAUGUACUCUUAACAAUUCUACUUAUCCGCGGUAUCACAUUGCCAGGUGCUAUGGAGGGUAUACACUUUUAUAUCAGCCCAAAUCUUUCCAAGCUCAAAGAAUCUCAGGUAUGGAUUGAUGCAGUAACACAGAUAUUCUUUUCCUACGGACUCGGACUGGGAACAUUGGUCGCUCUAGGCAGCUACAAUAAAUUUACCAACAACGUCUACAAAGACGCACUGAUUGUCUGCACAGUGAAUUCAUCCACGAGUAUGUUCGCCGGGUUCGUUAUAUUUUCAGUUGUCGGUUUCAUGGCUCAUGAGCAGCAGAAACCAGUUGCUGAGGUAGCAGCAUCCGGUCCAGGAUUGGCAUUUUUGGCUUAUCCUUCAGCAGUACUCCAGCUUCCUGGAGCGCCACUUUGGUCUUGUCUCUUCUUUUUCAUGCUCUUGCUUAUUGGUUUGGAUUCGCAAUUUUGUACCAUGGAAGGAUUCAUUACUGCCAUGGUUGAUGAAUGGCCCAAGCUACUUCGUAGACGCAAGGAAAUAUUUAUAGCUAUCGUAUGUUUGAUCUCUUAUUUAAUCGGUCUGUCGUGUAUAUCGCAGGGUGGAAUGUACGUAUUUCAAAUUCUCGAUUCCUAUGCGGUAUCUGGUUUUUGUCUGCUCUUCCUUAUAUUCUUCGAGUGUAUUGCCAUCAGCUGGGCAUUUGGGGUCAACAGAUUUUACGAUGCUCUGAGAGAUAUGAUUGGUUAUUAUCCGAUGGGAUGGUGGAAAUUCUGCUGGACUAUCACGACUCCACUUAUUUGUAUUGGUGUGUUCUUCUUCAACUUGAUACAGUGGACGCCGGUUAAAUACUUGAACUAUGAGUACCCGUGGUGGUCACACGUGUUCGGGUGGUUCACGGCUUUAUCAUCGAUGCUGUGCAUCCCGGGGUAUAUGAUUUAUAUAUGGAUGAGGACGCCAGGUGAUACUAGCACGAAAAUAAAAUUACUCGUAAGAAUAGAAGAUGACAUCCCAAGUUUACGAGUGAAAAUGGGUCUUCCAGCAGUAGAAUUAUCACCAUUGUAGACAUAAAUAUAAAUAAGAUACUUUAUUUCGUAUCUUACUAUUAUUUUAAAUCGCAUAAUUUAAAAAUCGAUUAACUCGAUAUAAAUAUAGUAAUUGAAGAUUCAAAAGUUACAAACCAUUUGUUCGCCAAUAUUUAACAAUAACUCAUCAACUCAAUAAAUACCUAAAACCCGUUUCUUUUCUCCACAUAAAUUGGCGAAUAAAUGCUCAUAUUUUUUUGCAAAUACUUACUAGCCAGCAGACUAGUACCGUAGUUUCAAAAGUGUUCAAAUGAUUGUUUAAAAGGAUCAGCUAGUGUAUUUGUGGUUGACUAUUAUUAUAUAAAUAUAUAUAUAUAUACAUACAUUUAAUUAUAAUGUUAGCAAAAAUCAUUAUGAAUAAUAAAAAAAAAAUGUUUAUAAACUUCUAAGCGCAUGCUCAGUAAAAAUUACCUUUUAUAAAUAUAUAUAUAUAUUUAUAUAUAUUAAUAAUUUGUGUAUAUGUUAAUUUAAUAUUUUACACACUAG